UAAAUAAGCAAUCAUUUUUAACAGGUGGAGUUUGUUGUUCACCCAUCUGUUAAUCCAAAUGACCCUUUGGUAAAAAGUGCUAUUGAACAAAUUCGUUUCCGUAUGUCCAACUCAGCCACUUCAAAUAGGGCGCGUUCUCCUCAAGAGCAGUCAACCUAUGGCAAACAAGAGUCACAUGAUCAAAUUAAGGACAGAACGAAGGAAAAAUCACAGAGAACAUGUAAUCUACGAAACAGUGACAAAGUACAAAAAAAACAUGAUCUAAUGGGUGUAGCUCCUUUUAGUAGUUAUCAUCCAGUGACAGUUCCAGGACUUGGGCGAACUCUUGGAUAUCUACCGAAAAUGCCAAGACUGAAAGUUAUCCAUAUUUUUCUAUGGUAUAUAGUCCAUGGCCAUCCAUUCCAUGAAGAAUCUCAAAAAGAAAUGUCAGAUAACAAAGCCAGCCCUUCUAAUACUGCAGAAACUGGGCAGGAGAAAUUGUUACCCAGAAUGCUUUCCGAUUCAGAAAUAAGCAAAAGUUGCUUUGAAAGCCACCCAGGAAAUUCAGAAAAAUACCUCUCUGAUCUAGCAUCUGAUGAGUUAAAUUGCCCAGUAUACAUGGAUGACUCAACGUGGAUGAGACAUGUCCCACCUGCAACCGUACACAGUGAAUUUGGUCCUGGCUGGGUCCUUGUUAGUGAUAUAUUGCUUUGUUUGCCCCUCUCUGUCUUUGUGCAGAUUGUCCAAGUCAGUUACAAGGUUGAAAACCUUGAGGAUUUCUUAAACCAUCCAAUAAGAAAGCACAUGUUGAUCAGACAUUUGCCAAGGUCCAUCCGUCAGCAACUGUUAUACAAAAGGAGGUAUGUGUUUUCAGUGUUCCAGAGUCUGCAAAAAUUAAGCUGUAUGGGACUUGUGCAGUUUGGUCCAAUAGAAAAAUUUCAAGACAAAGAUCAGGUAUUUGUGUAUGUGAAGAAAAAGGCUACAAUUGUUGAUACCACCAGCUGUGACCCUCACUAUAAUCUUGCUCAAGGAAAUCAUCCUUUUGAUAAGCGACAUUAUCAUUUGAAAACUAUUCAAGAUGUGGAAAAUUUUUGGUUUGAUUUACAGUUUGUUUGUCUUAAUACUCCUUUGGGUGUUGUCCGCUGUACUAAUCUAAAGAAAACGAAAUCUCAGACCCAUGAUGGAAGUCUACUUAGACAAAAUGCAGGGACAGAACCUGAAGAUGGACAGAAUUUGGAACGUAAAUGUGGCAUUUUGGAGAGUAUUGAGGGAAGUAGAGACGUUGUCGAUGAUGGAUCAAUUCCUGGUGAUGGAUUGGGAGCUGGUGGCCUUGAUUCUAGCUUUUAUAGCCAUUUAAAACGCAAUUGGAUUUGGAUAAGCUACAUUAUUAAUAAGGCUAGAAAGGAUACCUCUGUACACGAUAAUGGUUUCACCCUUAGACUCCAGACUUUCCUAAAUAAACAAACUUUACCCCUUGGACCUGGAGGUAACGAGAGAAGUGUAUUUGGAAACAUAAAUCUGACAGAAAAGAGUGAAUUUGUUCAGAUAGUAAAAGAAGCUACAGCACAUCGUAGUAAGCGUGUGUGUGGUGGAAAAAACCAAAAGAGAAAGAGGCCUAGUAAAGAUGUUGGGAAAAAACAGAAAAUUAAGAAAAAAAAAAGUGAAACCUGUGAACAAGAAAAAGCCAGAAAGAAUCGCUACCACGAUGAAGCAGAUCAAAGCGCACUGCAAAGAAUGACCCGUCUGCGAGUGGCCUGGACUUCACAGGAGGAUGGGUUACUGAUGCUUUGCCGAAUAGCAAGCAACAUCCUAAAUAAAAAGGUAAAAAGGCCUUUUGUUCCAUGGCAAGUUGUCCGGGAUAUCAUGCAUUCCAGUUUGGAGGAAUCUUUGGACAAAACAUCUCAUUCUAUCGGGAGAAGAGCUCGUUAUAUAAUAAAGAACCCCCAAACUUACCUUAAUUACAAAGUGUGCUUGGCAGAAGUCUACCAGGAUAAGCAUAUGAUUGUAGAAUUUAUGACUCGCAAACAAAAUUACGAUGAUCUAAAGGUGUGUGCUGCUGAGUUUAUGGAAUUUGUAGAACGUCUCAAGCAAAAAUUUAGCACAAAUUUGGGUAGACCUGCAAGCGAUUUGCCAGACACUGUACAUCAACUAUUUGAGAGUUAUCGGGUUUUGGCAGUUGGAGAUGAAUCAAGCCAAGAGACAAGAACAGAAAUGCUCAAUAGUGUGGAUGACAUACACAUUCUGGUGCUUCAGAAUCUAAUUUUGAGCACUUUGGCACUCUCUGACAUGCAGAUGAAGUCAUGUCGUUCACUGCAAACAUUUAGAAUGUAUAGGAAAUAUUCUGAUGACAUUUUGGUGAAGGCAUUUUUGGAAUUUCAAAAGAAGAGACUGGUAAAUCGUCGUAGAGGAAAUCAUAUGAUGGGUCCAAAGAAAAAACGGGCAUUGCCUUUUGUACCCAUGUCAUUUCAAUUAUCACAGACAUAUUACAGACUUUUUACUUGGCGAUUUCCUUCAACGAUCUGUUCAGAAUCCUAUCACUUUCUUAACACACUGAAGACUUGUGGAAUUGCUGAGAAAGCAGAUGUCUUCACAUUCAGUGAUCAUGCUUAUGAGCCAGUAGACAACAUGAUCAUGUUUCCUUUAGAUGGACCUGGUGGUCAGUGUGUAACAAUUCUCUCCCUACUUCUCCUGGGUAUGACUUCCGUCAAUGUGAAAAUCCCAGACCAGAUUGUAGUUGUAGACAGCAAUCUUGUAGAAAAUGAAGUAAUUAAAAGCCUAGGAAAAGAGUGUCUUGAUGAAGAAGAUUAUGAUGAUGACUAUGUUGAUGAACCUUUGGGGAAUAAACGCAAGAUAGAGGUGAAAGCUCGACAGGCAUCUCAUACCAAUUAUCUCCUAAUGAGGGGAUACUGUGCACCAGGCAUAGUCAACACGAGAAAUCUUAACCCAAAUGACAAUGUUGUUGUAAAUUCCUGUCAAGUUUGGGUCAAAUUAAGAAAUAUACCAGUCCCUGGAAGGUUGAGAGGCUCAGGUUCACUCAUUGAUUUCACUGCAGGGGAGCCUUGCCUUCCUGAUCAUUUCACUGGACUUUUGAAUACCAAGAACCUCAGCAUAAAUACAUUUCUGAGUCGAUGUAUAGACUGUUAUAAGUACAGUCCAUCAGAUGUUUCAUGUGUUGUGGAAAUACACUCUGCUAUCAAAGCAAGUUCCUUUUUUGGAAUAAAAGUGUCUGAUCUCGCCAAAAGGUUUUUUAACCUUGAAAACUUCGAAUUUGGAAGAAAAAGGUAUUUACACCAGUAUAUACAGGAUCUAAUAACAGAAAGACAAGUGUUAAAAGUGGGAGGUGCCACAGUUCGACUUGUAGCAAUGAUGCAUGCUGCUCCUUGGGUUUUGCAUUCAGACUGUCUAAAAGAACAUACAUUGCAAACGAAAUUACAUUUUGACAAGCCCGACUGCAGAAAUUCUAAUCAACCAGUCAAUAACCAGAUGGAAAAUAAUGCAUAUACAAAGUCUCCUGAAACGUCCACUGUUCCAAAAGAUUGUUGGAGUCCAGGAGAUAUGGGAGAAACUUUAGAGACAUUACAUGAGAGGGAAUCUGAUUGUUGUUUCCUUGGAAGACCUUGGAGGGUAGUUGAUGGUAGUUUAAAUAAACCUGUAUGUAAGGGAAUGCUGGAGGCAGUUCUGUAUCACAUAAUGACCAAGCCUGGGAUAACAGAGACCAGCCUACUUAAGCACUACAGUGGUGUUCUGCAGCCUGUUGUUGUAUUGGAAUUGUUACAGGUGCUGGAACACAUUGGAUGCAUCAUGAGGUACCAUGUUGAAAAACCUCUGAAGAUUUCUUUAUUUUCAUGCUUCGUUAUUCCACAACAGAUUGGAAAACCAAAACUUUCUGAAGAGCUUUCCACAUAUUAUGAACCAUCAAUUGACUGUACUAUAAGACUUGGUGGAAUUUUUCCUUCAGAAGUUAACUGGAACAAAUGGGUUUUAUAAAUCUGUUUCUACUCAUUUUGAAAUAUUUGUACAACAUGCUUUUGUCAGAUUGAUGGCAUGUCUGUUUAUUUUAGGCAGAUUCCAACACUGCUAAUGUGAUGAACAUUCGGUAUGGCCGUUUCAUAAAACUUCUACUUGUGUUUACAUAUUUGUAAAUAAAUAAGUGUGAUUGUGGGCAUUUUUUGUUAAUAAAAAUAUAUAAGUUGUUUCCAUAA
This is a messenger RNA of Spea bombifrons (plains spadefoot toad), 4181 nucleotides long. It is a transcript of the gene GTF3C1, whose product is annotated as general transcription factor IIIC subunit 1. Lineage: Eukaryota; Metazoa; Chordata; Amphibia; Anura; Pelobatidae. Gene Ontology annotation, biological process: transcription initiation at RNA polymerase III promoter; 5S class rRNA transcription by RNA polymerase III. The record is from RefSeq and is a predicted model, not a curated record. Gene Ontology annotation, molecular function: DNA binding. Bases 103 to 3966 code for a protein of 1287 amino acids. Gene Ontology annotation, cellular component: transcription factor TFIIIC complex. The transcript has 25 exons.